Molecule: messenger RNA, 372 nt
Organism: Aphanomyces astaci
Lineage: Eukaryota; Oomycota; Saprolegniomycetes; Saprolegniales; Verrucalvaceae
Exons: 2
Coding region: 1-372 (123 amino acids)
Source: RefSeq, a predicted model, not a curated record
AUGUCGUACACAGAACUGACCGUCCGAUUCGCGAGCCUCCGCCGCCGCCGCGCGGAGAUCCAGGCCAAGGCAGCCAGCGUCAUGCAAUUGCACGUGGACGAGACGACCAACGACCGAAAAGCAUCGCACGUGCUGCAUUCGGGUAUGCGGCCCCAAGACAUGGUGCACACGUUUCACAUGCUUCGGCAGCGCCGAUUGGCUUUGCAAGCCAAGCGACAACAGGUCAUGGCACUGCACGACUUGCCGCUGUACGCUGGGCCAGCUUCAAAGGACCGCGCGGGGAAUAUCUUGGGGAAGCGAAAGGAGAGAUGCUACGAGGCGGACGUGCAGAAAGCAGCCAAGACGACCUCGAGCUGUAAUUUUAUCAAUUAA